This is a messenger RNA of Nematolebias whitei (Rio pearlfish), 876 nucleotides long. Its product is annotated as olfactory receptor 10A6-like. Lineage: Eukaryota; Metazoa; Chordata; Actinopteri; Cyprinodontiformes; Rivulidae. Gene Ontology annotation, cellular component: membrane. Gene Ontology annotation, molecular function: G protein-coupled receptor activity; olfactory receptor activity. The record is from RefSeq and is a predicted model, not a curated record. The coding region runs from base 1 to 876 and encodes 291 amino acids. The transcript is spliced from 3 exons. Gene Ontology annotation, biological process: G protein-coupled receptor signaling pathway.
AUGGUAAGUAAGUUUGUGGUAGCCGUCUACCUGAUUACUAUCCUCUUGGUGAACAUGUUACUGAUCGUGGUCAUCUGUGUGAACAGGAGUCUACAUGAACCCAUGUACAUGUUUCUGUGCAGCCUGUUUGUAAAUGAGCUGUAUGGAAGUUCAGGCUUGUUUCCAUUCCUGCUGGUUCAGGUUCUGUCUGACGUUCACACCGUUUCUGUUCCACUUUGUUUCCUGCAGAUCGUUUGUUUGUACUCGUAUGCAAAAGUAGAAUUUUGUAAUUUAGCCGUCAUGUCUUUUGACCGGUACGUUGCCAUCUGUCGUCCCCUUCAGUACCACACAAUAAUGACACAUUUUACGGUCCUGAUCCUCAUCGUUCUCACGUGGUUGUACUCGUUUAUGACGUUUAUGAUUACCUUAUCAUUAACCCUCCGUCUGACUCUUUGUAAGAACGUCUUAAACAAUGUAUAUUGUCUUAACCAUCAGAUCGUUAAGUUGGCGUGUUCGGACACCAGACUGAAUUUUAUUUAUGGGCUUUUUGGUACCGUCCUCUCAGUCUUAGUCCCGCUGCUCACCAUCCUUUUUUCUUACAUUAAAAUCCUGCAUGUUUGUUGUGUUGGUUCCAGACAGACCCGGCAGAAAGCCGUCGGCACCUGCGCGCCUCACCUGGCUUCGCUCCUGAACUUUUCUUUUGGCUGCCUGUUUGAAAUCUUUCAGAACAGGUUUGACACGAUGGAGGUACCGAGCGUCCUGAAGAUUACCAUGUCUCUGUAUUUUGUCGUGCUUCAGCCUCUUCUGAAUCCCAUCGUGUAUGGGAUGCGAGUGUCCAAGAUACAAACUGCAUGUAAACGUUUUUUCUUUAAAAAGAAACUCACCGAGCUGGUGUAA